AUCGGUUUUCAGUGCGUAGGAUGACGAUCCGAGUGUCGGAGGAAAACAGGAUACUUUCGGCUAUGCCGUGUAGCUGUACCGAAGUGUGUAACAGGUGGACGCAGCAUCGGGAUUAAAAUACAGCUCUCGCGUGCCUCGACAGCCGUCGGAUUCUUGAAUACAAGUUUUAAAUUGCCACCACCGCUGGAUUUCCGAGAGAACCGCGUCCGAGGGAGAGGAGAGAAGACGUCAGUAUGUACGCGGUGAACGCCAAGAGCUCGCGCUUUCUACUCGUCACGACUGUCUACUUGAGCCUGUUGCUCGAUAACAUUCUGCUUACGGUCGUCGUGCCGAUCAUACCGGACUACCUUUACACCCUCGAGGGUAACUCGAGCAGCGACGGGGAGGUUAAGGAGCAGGAUGUUAACGGCAGAGUUGGACUGUUGCUCAGCUCCAAGGCGUUUGUUCAGCUGUUUUUGAACCCGGCGGUGGGAAGUCUCACUGGUACUUUUGGCUAUGCCAAGCCGCUGUUCCUGGGGAAUUUGAGUCUGCUGCUGGCCGCUCUGCUGUUCACCUUCGGCAAAACGUACGAGGUGCUGUUUCUGGCGCGGAGCAUCCAGGGCGUCUCGUCGGCCUGCAUCGGCGUCUCGGGAAUGUCUUUGGUCGCCUCCCAGUACCCGGAGGAGGACAAGCGCUCCAAGGUGAUGGGUUUCGUACUCGGCAGCAUCGCCGUCGGUGUCCUCGCCGGCUAUCCCAUGGGCUCGGUUCUCUACGACCUCGAGGGCAAGAUGGCACCGUUUCUCCUCGUCGCCAGUUUCAUCGUUCUUCUCAUAGCUCUCCAAUUAUUCGUGCUGGACUUCAAUCCAACGAAAGGCCAGUCGACGACGGAAAAGUCGAGCUGGACGCACUUGCUACUGGACACUCGCAUCCUGAUAAUUGCCGGGGCUAUUUGGUUCUCCACCACGCCGAUGGCCAUCCUCGAGCCCUGUCUGCCCAUUUGGCUAAGGAGUCAUAUAAAGCCCAAGAAAUGGCAGCUGGGAACGGUGUUCAUCCCGGACAGCGUGGGCUACCUCCUGGGGACGAACUUCUUCGGGGUGAUAGCCUACCGGUACGGCCGCUGCAAGACCGCGGUUCUGGCGAUGCUGCUGGUGGGCUUGAGCGCCAUGACUAUACCCGCCGCCGACAGCAUGUCCCAGCUGAUAAUACCGCACUUAGGACUUGGACUGGGCAUCGGCGUGGCGGAUGCGGCUCUCGUGCCGCUACUCGCCUCUCUGGUCGAUCAGACCGGGGGAUACGGUCCGGUCUACUCCAUUCAACAGAUCGCCGUUAGUCUGGCUUACUCUCUGGGUAGGAGCGGCUAUUACUAUACUGUGUGCAGCUUGUUUUGGACUGUCCGAUAGCGAGCGGCGAGUUGGUGCAGAGCAUCGGCUUUCCUUGGGUGAUGCGGGUUGCCGGUCUGGCGAACGUCGCCUACUGUCCUCUGCUGAUCUAUCUGGCCCUGAGGCGUCGGCGCGACCCGUUGGCUCAGCAGGAGAGAAAAGAGCAGUACAACUCAUUCGAGCCAGCCGCAGCAGCUGCUCAGAAACAACAGCAGCACGCCAAGUACGAGAGGUUUUACGACUCGGACGAUGGACUUUAAAAAGUUUUUUGAAUUCCUUUUCCGAGAGAUGUAUAUAUACAUAUACACGCGGAGCUUGCGGGAAAGAGUUCUCUCUCUCUCUCGUCUCUCUUAUGCAUAAGGUAUACACAACGCUGUAAUAUUUCUCCGUAAUUCCUUUGUGCAUCUAGUUAUGCGAACUCGCCGCGACUUUACUCUCUCGGUGUGAGCAAUGGAGACACACACACCCUCUUUCUGCUGGAGAACUUGUGCAACCGACCUCCGGGAUUAUAAAUUCAUAGCCAUGGGUAUAUGAGCGUGUGGUGGAAUCAAGAGAAAGCUCCGAGAAAGCUCAUUCGUGUGUGUAUUAUAUCGCGAUGAUAUAAUUUCGAGAGUGAGUUAGGCCGCAAAAAUACACGAGCGAGCUUUCGCACUCCGUUAUGCGAGCUUUCUCUCCGUACCCUGUAUUCUUCUCCUCUUUGCGUUGUAAUAAAUAACGACGGAGAGAGAGAGAGAGAGAGAGGGUUGGUUGUUAAUAGUGCAUCUCACAGUACUUUUUUUACGGAUCAAGACCGUUUUCACUCACUGUAAAUAAAGCUUGUUGUUAUGCAUAAACGGCGGUCAGCGUAUAAUAUAAAUACACCGCCGCACAUAUAGAUUUAACGACGCGAAUCAAGCUUUAACCUCUGCAUCGCGUAUACGAUUGAUAGUACACGUGUGCGCGGUGGCUGAUAUCGAGUGUCUAUAUGUGCGUGUACGAGAGAAGAGCCGAACGGCUUGGGUGUAGCGUUCCAUUAUUAACGCGUGCGAGCUUUUCCGGUGCGAAUUGUCUACUUUCGGGAAAUUCGAGCGUCGCGGUUUCACUUGAAUUAUUCGCCGCGAAACACGAGGAGCUUUAAAGCUCUUCUGGAAAAUUAAAAUUCGCGUCGUGUAUACUUUAUUCUCUCUUUUGUGGCUAUUACCGUUUGGUCGUUUGUUGUAGGUUACUCUCGCGGUGUAUGUAAGCCGAGUCCAAACGAGCACCUUUUGACGGGGCUAUAGAAUUUCCGAUCUCGCGGCGUACGUAUACACGGGAAGACACAUCGAGAGUUUUCAAUUUCGAGCUUGUAUAGAAUUCGGUGUAUUUUGCAGCUGCCUCUUCAGAAAGCGCUUGAUAUGUCGAGAGGAAAAAAGAGAGGGAGAUAGUAUAAUAUCUAGACGUGCAGUGAGUGAACGUGAAAGUGUGUGCGGCGAAUCUUGGUGUUCUGUCUUUAAUAAACACUUUAAUUACUGAUAACCACAUGAUAUCCUAUAAUAUACUCUGUUAUAUAUUUAAUAAAAAAAAAACCUACGCCGAA
Molecule: messenger RNA, 2913 nt
Organism: Nasonia vitripennis (jewel wasp)
Lineage: Eukaryota; Metazoa; Arthropoda; Insecta; Hymenoptera; Pteromalidae
Product: synaptic vesicular amine transporter
Exons: 7
Coding region: 234-1379 (381 amino acids)
Biological process (GO): aminergic neurotransmitter loading into synaptic vesicle; transmembrane transport
Cellular component (GO): terminal bouton; synaptic vesicle membrane
Molecular function (GO): serotonin:sodium:chloride symporter activity
Source: RefSeq, a predicted model, not a curated record